This is a messenger RNA of Pelecanus crispus (Dalmatian pelican), 1380 nucleotides long. The record is from RefSeq and is a predicted model, not a curated record. Lineage: Eukaryota; Metazoa; Chordata; Aves; Pelecaniformes; Pelecanidae.
AUGUGGUCAGCUGAUGAAAUUGCUGAGCUAUGUUACCUGCAUUAUAGGACCAGACUCCCUAAGCAGGGGAAACCAGAUCCAAACAGGGAAUGGACUUUACUGGCAGCUGUUGUCAAAGUGGAGUCUGCAACCCAAAGAGAGGUUCUUGCUAGUCCAGGGAAUCUGCAGGUAAUGAAGGAAGUUGUUGCUAUGGGAACUGGAACAAAAUGUAUUGGCCAAAACAAAAUGAGAAAAACCGGAGACAUUCUGAAUGACAGUCAUGCUGAAAUUGUGGCCAAGAGGAGCUUCCAGAGGUAUCUUCUCCAUCAGAUAUGGCUGGCAGCUUCCCAUCAGCAAUGCAGUAUCUUUAUUCCAGGAACUGAAACUGGGAAAUGGAAGCUCAAACCAAAUAUCAUAUUUGUUUUCUUCUCCAGUCAUACCCCAUGUGGAGAUGCUUCUAUUAUUCCAAUUUGUGAACCAGAGAACCAGCUUUCUAAGCCAGUGACUGGAGACGAUGCAGCUGGACAAUCAGCAGAGUGUAGCAGUAACCGUCAUCAUUUGGGUCCAGAAGAUAAAAGGAAAUUGGAGAAAAUGGCAAGUAAUCAUAUAAUCAAGAGAGUAAAAAUGGAUGAUGAUGGUCAUUUUUCUGUAAUCACUGAAGACCUGGGUGUUCAGCAAGUAUCUGUGAAACGAGAAGAUGAGACAAAUCCGAAGAGCUGUGAAUGUUCUGCAGAGAUGCAAACAGCUAAUAAGGAGACUGGCUUAGGGAGACCGAAGGUAGUAGAUGUUUACAGAACUGGAGCAAAAUGCGUACCUGGAGAGCUGGGUGAUGCCCGAAUACCUGGGCUACGGUAUCACCGUGUGGGACUAUUACGAGUGAAGCCAGGUCGUGGGGACAGAACAUGCUCUAUGUCCUGCAGUGAUAAACUGGCUCGCUGGAAUGUGUUAGGGUGUCAAGGAGCUCUUCUGAUGCAUUUCCUGCAGCAUCCGUUGUAUCUGUCAGCAAUUAUAGUGGGGAAAUGUCCAUAUAGCCAAGAAGCUAUGCGGAGAGCAAUUAUUGAAAGGUGUCAGCACAUCUCAUUUUUACCAGAUGGUUUUCUCGCUCAGGACGUUAAGCUGCUGCAAUCAGAUCUCCGAUUUGAACAUAGCCGUCAGGCAAUUCAGGAAGUUCAAACUAACAGCAAAACAAAACUUGUUCCUUGUAGCGCAGCUAUCAGUUGGAGUGCAGUCCCUGACCAACCUCUGGAUGUCACCUCAGAUGGCUUCCGGCAGGGAACAACAAAGAAGAGGAUUGGGAGCCAUCAGAGCAGAUCUAAGAUCUGUAAAGUGGAACUCUUCCAUGCAUUCCAAAAGCUGGUGACAAGCAUUUCACAAGAGGAUCUACCAGACACUCUCCGGUAA